AUAUAUACAGGUGUGGCGGCCCCGUCCCGUCCACUUUCCGUUGGGUCGCCACUCUCCGCGCAUCUCAGCAGCAGCAGCAGCAGCCAGGCUCACCCGCCCAUCUUCUACGUCUCCAAACACACACCUUUACCUCCCAGCCAGGAUGUCCAUGCAGACGCGAGUUGUGGUAGCGGUUGCGGUGGUUGUGGUGGUGCUGGCGCUGCUCAGCUCCCCCGUCAGCGCCGGCUACAGGAAGCCUCCCUUCAACGGCUCCAUCUUCGGCAAGCGUGCAGGCGCCGACCCAGUGUACGAGCCCGCCAAGGCCCUGACCGCCGUGUGCCAGGUAGCCAUGGAGGCGUGUGGUGGCUGGUUCCCCGGCACCGAGAAGAAAUGAACCACCCAGAGAGAACCAAGGAGUCAGAGAAGCAGCGGUGGUGGCGGCGGAAUGAGUUAGAGGGACCAUUAUUGGCAGCGAGAGAAAGAACAAGACCAGCAGCAGCAUCACCACCACCACAACAACAACAAAAACAACAACAACAAGAGUGCGAACCUUGCUCCACUAAUCCUCCUCAAACCUAACCUAACUUGACCUAACCUAACUCAAGCUGACCUAACCUAACUUAACCUGGCCUAACCUAGUCUAACUUAACCUAACCUGACCCAGUUUCCUGACCUAACCUAGCCUAACUUAACCUAACCUGACCUGACCUAACUUAACCUGGCCUGAAAAUCUGACCCAAUCUAACCAAACUUAACAUAACCUGACCUGACCUGACUUAACCUGGCCUAACCUAACCUAGCCUGACCUAACUUGACUUAACUUGACCUAACCUAACAACCUGACCUAAUCUAACCUAACCUAGCCUGACCUAACCUGACCUUAAUUAGUCUGACCUGACCUCAUCUGACCUGACCUGUGGCUGGCUUCUUUGUGGACAUUAAUAAGACCUACCAACCUUUCUACCUCCCUAUCUACAUACCUACUUGCUAACCUUCCUUCCUAUCUUCCUUCCUUCCUCACCACCACCUUGGAUGAUGAGGUUGAGCAAAAAUACCACCACCAAAUAAGGGAUAUCAACACCAGUCAACACCGUAGCAACUAACACCACAUUGAUCACCACCUGGCGAGUUAACACCAACGACAACACCAAAAUAAUAAAAAUAAAACACCGAUCAACACCAACUGACCAAGAAAAACAACCUCAACACCACCUCCUCGGAUCAUGUUCUACACUGAAACGCAACACCAAAUCGAAUUAAAAGAAACAUAGGCGCAAACAACCACCAGGACAAGAAGUAACACCAUCUCACCUCCACCCAUUCACCUCCAAAUGCCAACACCGACACCUCCUUCAGCCUCGUCAUCACUGCAGCAACUCUGGAGGUGACGUACGACCGAAACCAGGAGGAGAAAAAAAGGAGUAUGCGUGAUUACCUGGAAAAUAUCAACACCUCCACCUCCACCUCCACCUCUACCUCCACUUCCGCACCACCACCUGCACUGCCGCUUUCAACACCAAGACCAACACCAGAAAAAAAAUAAGGAUGGAAAAUGAAGAAGUAUAAAGUUAAUAAAUAAUACUAAAUGUUAAAUGUUACACCCCCUUCUCCCUCUCCCUCUCUCCUCUACUCCAAGUCACGAUGAAUUAAUAGGAAAAUUGGAAUAUCGCAUGUUUAUCAAAUUCAUACCUUUCGUUGUCCUUCACUCGACAAAAACAGAAUUAUAUAAUGAGGUAAAAAUUAUAAUAUAUGCAUCAAAUUGUAUCACACCUUCUCCAGCAUAAAGGGAACGAUAGAAGAUGGGAAGGAAGGAUAGAAAAAGAAGAUGGGAAAGGAGAGGAUGGGAGAGAGAGAGAGGAAGGGAUGAGUGGAUAGCAGUGAGUGAAAAAAAAAAAAAUGAGGUAAAUCUGUGAAGUAAAACGACAUGUAAAAUUUUGUUAGGAAUAUGUACAAGGUAGACCAAGGAAGGAGAAGGAUGGAGUAAGGAAUGGUGAAGUUGUCCGGUGAUGGAGAUAAAUUCUGAAGCAAAUAUGGUAAAAAAUUUGUUAAGUAAAGCAGAAGAAAAUUAUGUUAAGUAAAAAGGUGUUAAGUAUAAGUAUAUAUUGGUGUGACCCCCUGUACUACUACUACUACUACUACUACUAUUACUGAGUGUGAAGUUUAGGUUAAUAUGAAAAAAAUUAGUGUUAGCAGAAUAUUCCUCUAAAAAAUGCAGGAUAUACUCAAUGACUAUUCUCUCUCUCUCUCUCUCUCUCUCUCUCUCUCUCUCUCUCUCUCUCUCUCUCUCUCUCUCUCUCUCUCUCUCUGCUCAUAUUCCUUCCCCUAUUGUCCUCCUCCUCCUCUUUCCUUUUUUCCUCACCCUUUCUCUCAUUUUUUCCCUCCUAAUAACUCUAUCCAGUCCUCCUCCACCUCCUCUUCCUCCUCCUUCUAUUGUAUCCAUGUCCCAAUUCUCCAUUCCUCCUCCUCUUGCUUUCCUUUUUUUCCUCAGUGUUUUAUUCAUGUAAUUAUUCCUCCUCUUCCUCCUUCUGUUAUUUUUUUCCUUCUCACUCUUUUUCCUUUCCUUCUGAUUACUCCUGUUCUUCCCUUUCCUCUCUGUCCCUUUCUCCUCUUCAAUUACUGACCUUUUUCUUGCCUUUCAUGUCCUUUUUAUCCUGUUUUCUUGUGGUCCUUCAUUCUCUCUUUCAUCUAUCUUUUUAUUUUUAUUUCCUUCCUUUAUUCUUUUUCCUUCCUUCCUUCCUUGCUUUAUUGGUCUUCUUCUUCCUCUGUGUUCUAUCUUUUCCUUAUUCUUUCCUUAUAUUCCUUCCUAUCUAAGUUUACCAUCAAUUCUCUUCUAAUUCUCUCUUUUCAUUCUCUCUUCUAGUUUUAUGAGCUGUUCCCUUUUUCUCUUUCACUCCUUGUUUCUCUUUCUUCCUAGUCUAUCUUUUAUCAGAGUCUGUUUAUGUCUGUCUCCAUUCAUAUCUUCCUUUCCCUCUCUCUCUCUCUCUCAUAUUCCUUUUCCCAUUGUACUUUUCCUUCUUUCUCAUCAUUUUUCUUCCGUUUUUCCUAUUAUUAAUUCUUUCUGGUCCUCCUCCUCCUCCUCUUCCUAUUCUUUCUCCUCAUUGCAAUCUUCCUAUCUUCCAUUCCUCCUCUUGUUUUCCUUUUUCCUCACGUGACUGUUCAUUCUCCUUCUCCUUCUCCUGUUCCUCUCUCCCGAAUGUGUAUGUCAUGUUAGUCAAGUGUCCAAUUAUCAUUACUGUGCUGUCCUACGCUACUCAAUGGUGUGAUGCUGCUGUUAAGGCCUGCCUGCGUGCCCGCCCCCCACCACCACCCUGCGACGUAAUAUCAAUACUAACACAAUAAUAAUAAUAAAGAUAAUAAUAAUAAAUAAUA
This is a messenger RNA of Eriocheir sinensis (Chinese mitten crab), 3348 nucleotides long. It is a transcript of the gene SIFa, whose product is annotated as FMRFamide-related neuropeptides-like. The transcript has 4 exons. The coding region runs from base 143 to 373 and encodes 76 amino acids. The record is from RefSeq and is a predicted model, not a curated record. NCBI's taxonomy places the organism in Eukaryota, Metazoa, Arthropoda, Malacostraca, Decapoda, Varunidae.